Messenger RNA from Condylura cristata (star-nosed mole), 4006 nucleotides. RefSeq names its product dual specificity phosphatase 3 (gene DUSP3). Gene Ontology annotation, molecular function: protein tyrosine/serine/threonine phosphatase activity; MAP kinase phosphatase activity. Lineage: Eukaryota; Metazoa; Chordata; Mammalia; Eulipotyphla; Talpidae. Gene Ontology annotation, cellular component: cytoplasm. Gene Ontology annotation, biological process: protein dephosphorylation; negative regulation of MAPK cascade. Bases 56 to 613 code for a protein of 185 amino acids. The transcript is spliced from 3 exons. The record is from RefSeq and is a predicted model, not a curated record.
CCCGGCCGCUCUCCCUCCCUGGCUGCUGCCCGGCGUGCAGGGCCCGGCCGCCGCCAUGUCGGUCCCGGUCGAGCUCUCGGUGCAGGACCUCAACGACCUGCUCUCGGACGGCAGCGGCUGCUACAGCCUCCCGAGCCAGCCCUGCAACGAGGUCACCCCCAGGAUCUACGUGGGCAACGCGUCUGUGGCCCAAGACAUCCCCAAGCUGCAGAAACUGGGCAUCACCCACGUCCUGAACGCUGCUGAGGGCAGGUCCUUCAUGCACGUCAACACCAGCGCCAGCUUCUACAAGGACUCUGGCAUCACCUACCUGGGCAUCAAGGCCAACGACACACAGGAGUUCAACCUCAGCGCCUUUUUUGAAAAGGCAGCAGACUUCAUCGACCAGGCUUUGGCUCAAAAGAAUGGCCGAGUGCUUGUCCACUGCCGUGAGGGCUACAGCCGCUCACCGACUCUGGUCAUCGCGUACCUCAUGCUGCGCCAGAAGAUGGACGUCAAGUCAGCCCUGAGCGUCGUGAGGCAGAACCGCGAGAUCGGUCCCAAUGAUGGUUUCCUGGCCCAGCUCUGCCAGCUCAAUGACAGACUAGUCAGAGAGGGGAAAUUGAAACUCUAGGGCGCCCCACCACUGCCUCCUCUCUGGAGGUGGGGUGGGGGAGGCCCUGGAGGAGUCCCGAGUCGCCAUGUUUAGGAAACACCCUGUUCCCAGCAUCACCAGGCACUUCCACAAGUCUGUCCCCACAGGCCCUGGCCGCUGCCCCCCCGGAGCGUAUAAAAGCGACUGUAAGAGAGCGUUCUCGCUCCUUGGUGUGUCCGGGGCCUACAAUUACGAUGUCCUCUCCUCAGAGGGGGAUUGCCUGUGACCCGCAUGCUUCUUCCUGAUGACCCAGGGCAGGAGGCCUGUGGGGACGUAAGGCCCAAAACACCUACCGGGGCCCUCAGGACCUCCCCCAUCCCACCUCCCACCCCUACUCCUGGUUUCUCUGAGUGGGGACCACAGCACCUUGAACCCUGUCAAGGAUCUAUGCAAACGUGGCCCGUGUCUCCCGCCAUGUCUGUUGCCCUCCCCCGGCCUACCCCAGUCUCCUCACAGCCAUCUACACUCUGUUCGUAGGCAGAGGUGUCACGAGGCCUGAAGCUGGUGUGAGGGUAGCUGUCAGUGGUCGGUGGAAAUUUCCACCGAGAGACUGAAUUUUAAUUAUUUCUUUAGGGUUAAAGAUAUCCAAACAAAGGGGCCCUGCAGUGGGCAAACACCUCUCCUGCAGGACUCUCUACACCAGAAGUUUUUUAAAAUGUGAGCCUCUGGAAGGCUUGAGUUCCGAAUCCACGGGGACAUUCUCCGUGGGCUGCUCUCAGUCACCAUGUGUUAGAAGAGCAGUACCUUGGGCUGGGUUUUAUUUUUCUUUUUUAGAAAACAGGGUGUUGAAGUCCAGCCUAUUUAAAAACCCCACCAUUUGGAGAAUGACAAGGGUUUUGUCCUGAAUUAUAGUGUUGGUGAGCCCCAGCCACCCGUGCUAACUGCUUUUCGUCUCCGCUGCUAUUCCAAGAACAGAAAGCGGAAGAUGGCCAAUUACAGCGUGUGGGGGGCGUGGGGGGUGUGGGGUGCUGGCUGAGGGGGUGUCUCUCAGAAACACAGCCAGAGGACAAGCAGGGAGAUGAGCUGUCUCAGGCUAACGCCCUGCCCAUGCACAGGUAGUUCUUCUAGCGCUCUGGUGCCAGAAAAGAUCUGGGAGCCUUGGGAGCAAAAAUGACUCAGCCAGGCAGAAGUGAAAUGUGGCGAAGCCUCCAAGGAGGCCCUUGCUGGUAGUGCCAGCGAGUGGAGAGACACCGCCUUUGUGAGGACUGCUCUUGGAUGAGGUCGGAACACACGAGCACUCACACUUGUGCACGUGAGGCAGCAUGCAGGAGUUUGGCUUUGAACACUUCCGGUUGGGACUCUGCACGUUGCCUUCAGGGGAGCCACGAGGAGCUCCCACCUUCAGGCGCUCUGAUGGCACAGAGGUGGUCCUCAGCCGUGCCCCCAGGGCCAGCACAUUGGUGUCUGGUGAAAGUGUGCUAAAGAAGUUAAACAUUUUUGAGCACCAAAUACAUGGAGGGUGUUCUGGUGGGCAGAGCAGUUUCCUAGGAACUUGAAUUCCUUGAAGGAGCGCAUAUAAGGAUUUGCAAGGGAGUCUUACCUGAAGUGAAAUAUCAGGGACUUUUGUUGAAUAUUUAAAAUUCAGUUUUAAAUUUAAAUUCAGGCAGUGUCAAUAUGGCGAGUGGGGAAUGUGCCUUUCUCAGAGUUGACCAAGAGCUUCCGGCUAGGGUGAGGAGAAGCAGGCGGACCUGGGCCUCACAGGUGCAUGAUCCCCGGCCGCAGCAGGUCCCCUUGCCUCUGUGACCACAACAGCACUGAGCAAACGAGGACCUGUUUUCUAGGCUGGGGAGACCCACCUAAGUGGAUGGUCAUCCUCUAAACUAAGUACCUCAUAGUUUCCCCAUAACUGUCCCCACCUAAUCUCAUUUGACCCUCACAAUAACCUCACACCUUUGGUAGAGCUUCUUCACGUAUCGUUGCUUUUGAAAAAAGAAAUCAGGGUUCAGGCUUACAGAACUCAAAGGCAGAGCUGAGGCAAAGUUUCAGGCUUGCUGCUCCUCAAGGCUGAAUUCUUCCUCAUACCACAGUCCCCCAAUGAGCCCCGGGAGUAUCAGAGCACAGGCCCCGCCCCAGCCCUUGUGCACAAGGCCAGCCAGCUUUGUGGACAUGACACAGGGACUCAGGCUGUGGUGCCAGGGCCUCUGGGUGGGGGUGGACGGCGAUAGCACAAAGCCAGCGUGCCCCUGGAAGAGGAGACCGAAGUGUGGGUCUCUGCGUGGGUUAGAAUAUAUGUGGAUCUUCCUGCAAGACACAAUAACAUCCCCCAGUCGGAGCAUCUGGAAGAGGCUGAGGGGCUGGGCCUGAGGUCCCCUCCCAGCUAGCAGUCACCCCACAGGUAGCAGCCACACCUGUCCACAGGGGAACGCAUCAGGUUGGUGUGGCUAGCUAACCAAGCUAACCAGGGCCUCCCAAGGUCCCGGUGUGAGGGCGCGAGCAAGAAGAGGCCAUAGGGAAGAAUUACUGCCUUUACCUUGGGGCGCCUUUUAUGCUGGUAUCUUGUCACUUCUUCAGUCCAAGAAUCCCCCUAUUUACGUAGGACUCAGCUCUUCCUUCUUUGAAUAAAACAAAUAUUAAGUAGAAGCCAACACAUGCCCAGCUGUGCGUGGAAGCUGCUGCUUGGCAGCUUUCUCCCCCUGGGAAGUGGUGGAGCAGGAACUCAGGGUGCCCUCUCCCCUCCUCUGACCUGAUCAUUGCUCUGACUAGCAGACUCCAUCUAGGCAAAAGAAGAGCACCAGUCGGCUCUCUGAAUUCUAAAGCAGUUCACCUUCCAUAGGCUGGUCUGUUUCCCUGCCACUCUGAGAUAUCUGGAGAGCAGAAAUCACCAUCAAGCAAGGAGACUGGUCUAGAAGGCCCCUGGGGUCCCCUUUGGCUCUAACACAGGGGAGUUCUCUAAGGAUGCCCAUUUGGAUUUAACUCCGCUUGGAAGGAUGCAGUAACACAGUGACCAGCAGGUGGGGUCUUCUUCUAUCUGUGGUGGUGGCUCAAAAUGUUGGUGCCUCUCCAGUCACAGGUUAAUGUUAAGAUGUGAAAGUUUUCAUCAAAAUAAGCACUGGUUUAACGAGCAUAUGAGCUUUUCUCACAGGAAAUUUUCUGUUAUAAAACCACUGUCAAAGAUCACUCAAGAGCCAACAAUGAUGGUCCUUCCCAGUCAAAAUUUUAUCCUGACUGUAAAGGGAGGUCACCUCCAGUUGAGACCCAGGUGGUGGAAGCUUAAAUUACCUCCCGUCAGCUUCUAGAGUAAUUGUGAAAGUGCGACUUUUCUGUACAGAAAAGGGAAGAUAUCCAUUGGUUAAAAAAUAAAGUUUAAUGUCUGCUGUCUCACAAAUCAGUGUUAAAGCACUAAAAAUGUAACCAAAAUAAAUGUCUUCUAUU